CCUAUAUUUUAUUUUUUACUAUAUGUAUUGUGUGAGGUUCCACUUUGUGAAUCUUCGACGCGGCGGCGGCGGACGGGCAUGGCGCAACAGGGCGCGACGCUGCAAAACUACAACAACGAGUUGGUCAAGUGCAUCGAAGACCUACGAGAGAAGCGCGAGGAGGUCAACCGGUCGAUCCUGAAGGAAGAAGAGGAGAAAGCCAAGAUUCAAAAGGAUCUCACGGUGCUCACCGACCGAUUGAGCAUGAUCAACGAGACCCUGGCGAGAAAGACGCAAGCACGGAACGAGUACGACCGCACGAUCCAAGAGACUGAAGCAGCGUACAUGAAGAUCCUUGAGAGCUCCCAGACUCUCCUCCAUGUGCUCAAGCGCGAAACUGUGCAAUUGACCAAGAAGAAACAGACGUCGACAUGAGCGGCGAACGCCGCAGUCGACUUCGUGUGGAUGACUGCAGAGCCGACACCACCGCAGCGAUCCUCGCCCGCUCCAUAAUCCUGCAGGCCAUCGACCGACCCCUCUCGAUGCGUUGUUGAACCAUCGUGUGGCUAAGAAUACACUUCCCUUCCUUGCA
Messenger RNA from Aphanomyces invadans, 571 nucleotides. RefSeq lists its product as hypothetical. The record is from RefSeq and is a predicted model, not a curated record. The coding region runs from base 79 to 414 and encodes 111 amino acids. The transcript has 2 exons. NCBI's taxonomy places the organism in Eukaryota, Oomycota, Saprolegniomycetes, Saprolegniales, Verrucalvaceae. Gene Ontology annotation, cellular component: centrosome; ciliary basal body.